Messenger RNA from Protopterus annectens (West African lungfish), 2275 nucleotides. Its product is annotated as C-type lectin domain family 12 member A-like. The coding region runs from base 45 to 875 and encodes 276 amino acids. Lineage: Eukaryota; Metazoa; Chordata; Ceratodontiformes; Protopteridae. The transcript is spliced from 6 exons. The record is from RefSeq and is a predicted model, not a curated record.
CCUAGUUUCAUAUGCUUCAUAUCUACUGAUGCCUGACAUAAAAGAUGGCUGAGGAUGUCUUGUAUGCUGAUUUGAAUAUUUUACAGCUAGCCCCAAAUGCUGCUGAGUCAAGAUCAUCAAAAGGCAGAGAACGAGAUAACCCCCAUAUGUGGUAUUACAUUGCUGUUUCUCUUGGGAUUGUUUGUCUUUUACAGCUGGGAAUAAUAGUAUUCACUAUACACUUAUUAAACAGACAAGAAGCUAAUCAAAACAUAUCAAAGGAAACUUUGGAUUUGGAGAACUGCACUCUGCAACUUCAGAAAAAGCAGGAAGAGUGUGAAACUUUGAAAUUUAACCUGUCAGAACUCAGCACAAAAAAACAUCCAAAUAAUGCAAUACAGACUUCUGAAAGUACUUACAUCUGCAUGCAUGGCUCUACUUCACAAAAUGAUACAGUAGAGCACUGCAAAUGUUGCCCAGAAGGUUGGAUUGAAUUCAAGGGAAUCUGCUACUACUUUUCUAAAGAACAAAAAAACUGGAACUCCAGCAAUUUAUUUUGCACUUCCAGCAAUGCACAGCUUGUUAUAUCUGAUAGCAACAGCAUAUUGGAGUUUAUAAAAAGUAAUUCCAAAAGAAAAAGAAUUUGGGUUGGCCUUAGAAAACAUGACAGAAGGUGGAGAUGGAUUAAUGGCAAAACUCUAGAAAGAGGAAUUAUUGCAUUUUUGAAUACUGAUUGUGCAGAUGUCUUUGAAGGACAACUACAGUCAUCUUCCUGUGAAAAUGAACAACACUUUGUCUGUGAAAAAAUGGCACAGUGCUUCUUUCUUCUUCAUAAUCCUCAUCACCUGCCUUCACAUUGUCAAGGUCUUAAGUACACUUGCAAAAAAUUGGCAUGAAGUAAAUCUCUUUAACACUGGGAAUUACUUGUCAUUUAGCAGACUUCCAUCAUAUGGGAAGCAUUUCUAAUAGAAAGACAUCAGACAUUACAUCUUGUUAUGUUAUUUUCUAAAUAAUUCUAACAAGAGAGAGAUUAUUUGAAUAGUUUGCGCUUACUUGUAAGUUUCAACACUUUAUUACACAAAUAAAUAGCAUUAAUUCUGAAAGUCUGUAUCUGACAAAAAUAACUGACUUCCCAAAUUACGGAUGCAGUUAUACAAUACUUUGGCAUGUUUUAAAAAUCCAGUAAGAAAAGUUGCUAGUAUAACAUUUGCACGGUGGCAUAUAGUUUCAAGUCUGAACCUAUGUUCCAGAAUAAUUGAAAGUAUAAAUACUACAUGCGUGUCAGAAGCAUUAAUUUCAAUUUACUUGUUUGUCACAGAUGAUAUCCCUUUGAACUUUUAUGUAAACCAGUUUCAGUAAGUGUUCUUUCUUCAAACAAGAUAUACAGUUGUUAAAGAAUUGCCAAGUAUGUUCUGUUAAAUCCAUACACUUGUUGAGAUAGCAAAACUGUACCUUUUAAUUAAGCACACUAAUACUAUUUAUUAGAUCUUAUAGGUCAGAUAAUGAACAAAAUGCUUUACUGAAGAUGUCAUUCAACAACAAUGCUACUUCAGUGUGUAUUACAGACACAAAUACAUUUGGGCUUCAUACUCUGUGAUUUGAGAUACAAAUAUUUAUACUGUAUGAACCAGAAAUGCCAAAUGCAGAUAUGACAUUACGUGUAUUACUUUAAUUAAUACUGAAUGCACUGUAGCUGCUCUGUUGACAUAGAGGGAUAAAACCCUGACUACAACCCAGGUUUGAGUAGCGUCUCAGGUGACUAAUGGAGCAGCAGGGAAAGAUGGGCAUGCCCAUCCUGGGGUGCACAUGAUACAUGAGAGUCUCUAGAUGAUGAUCCCUGGUGGAGGUCAUGGACAUUGCCCAAGGAGACAUGGUCAACAAGGGCAAUGAGAUUUGGCUGAUCUGCUGCAGAGGUGGGGAAAUAUGCAGCAGACCCCCACAUUGCAUGCCCUAGGGCCAUACCACACUGCAACAAAGGGGAGGGGGGAAUAAAGUAUGCCAAUAAGCCAAGUAGCCUGUGAUCCUUGACCAGCCCCAGCAGAUCACUGGAAUAGUCUGUGGCGGCAUGGAGGAACUGGUAGACCCAGUGCAGAUGGGGCAUAAGGACUGGGCUAGUAACAAUGAAGGAAGGAUGUGGGGAAAUAAAAAAAAACAUUGAAUGAACUGUCUGAUUCAGUAUAGUUUUCCUGCACAAGAAUAAUUCAAGCAUAUAAUGUGACAUUUUGAUAUAUUAAUUCAACAAAUAGCACUUUACUAAAAUAUAAUUUGAAACAUCAUUCCUCAGCAAGGAAGACAU